GUGACCCCUCUGUGACCCCUGACCAUGUGAAUAUCCUGCCAUCUGAUUCGCUGCCCUCACAGACCUGCAGACAGGUGGACAUGGCGGCUCAGGUGUUCGUGGUGCUCAUGCUGCUCCUCGGACUCUCUUCCGGUUCGGCUCCGGACUCUGAACGCGGGAGGAUGGAGCUGCGGCGCGUGCGGAGCCUUGCAGCUCAGCCCAGGUAUGGAGGGUGCUGGGCUCGCGCUCUGGAACACCUGGACACGCGCUGCAGGGACCUGACGUCGGAGAGCCAGAGCCGGGUCGCGCUCAGCUUCACGCUUUGUCACCUGAGCAGCUCAGGUAGAGAUAUCCCAUCAUGCCCUGAGGGGUCAGAGGUCAGCAGGUGUACAGGUGUGAUGGACGGUGUGGCCUUUAACACCUACACUGAGUUCUUCACACACACACACUCCAUGUGUCACUUCCUGCAGUCUGAAGCCUGGCAGAGCCGAGCCGAGGGCACCAUGUACAGGUUAACAGAGAGUUCAGCAGGUGUUGCAGAGCAGCUUCAGUCCACCAGGCAGAUGGCUGAAGAACUCAUCGAUGCCCAGAGUGCUGCCUUACAGGCACAGCAGGAGAUCCUGAACAAUGGGGAGGAGCUGAGAGUCACCCUGAGAGACUCUACCCAGGGUCUGCGGGCGGUCUUCUCUGAGCUCAGCAGUGUCUCCAGGGAGCAGCAGGUGGCGCUGUCGGAGCUCUUUAACAGAGUGACCUUUCUGCAGAGUUUCCUGUUGAUGGAGUCUCACAGUCUGAGCUCCUGCUGCUACAACGCUGCUGCCCUCUGCACCUCCUUUCUCAUCACCUCCACCCAGCGCUCCUCCAGAGCCAGGCUGGCACUGUUGAGUUUGGUGUGUCUAAAUUUCUACCUCGAGAGGAAGAUCUACCAGUUUGUGAUCAACUCUGAUCAUCCAGAACACACACACAUGGAGCUGGUCAGUGUGUGUGUGUGUGUGUUGCGGCGGGUCAUGGUGUGUGUGGGUUUCUGUGUUCUGCUGGCUGUGUGUGUGCGGUACAGAGACCCGGUGCAGCAGAGUCUGCAGGUGCUGCAGCAGCUCAGAGAGACUCAGAGGAGCCUGCAGGAGGCGCUGCAGCACGCAGAGGGUCUGGGGGAGCAACAGAAGAAGAAUCAGUCUGAUGUGAAGAGGAGGUCAGAGAGCAGAAGAAGAGACGGGACGCCGAGGAGGAGGGAGGAGAAAAUAAGAGAAGAAGAGGAGAGCACGCUGGUUUCUCCAACCACAGACAUCUCAGACCUGUCUUACCUCUCACUCCCCGAUUGGAGUGUGAACAGUCUCCUCAGCAGCACGUUGAACUGCACGGACGCUGACAUCACUCUGCAGCCAUAUAUUACCCAGAAUGCCUCUGUGCAGGGUUCCAUUACCCAGAAUGCCUCAGUGAGUCCCAGCAGGCGUCCUCGUCGCUCUUCCUCCUCCUCCUCCUCCGCUCUUCUGGUAUACAGCGUGCUGGUGGAGGACAAAAAGCCACGUUACAGCCUGAGGAGCAGAAGAUCAGAGACACACUGAUCUUCACACCGAUUUCAUGUAGGACGUUUAACAUUUUUAACACAAAAGUUUUUCAAUAAACAGAUUUUUAUAUUUUAAAUAGAAGAA
Messenger RNA from Labrus mixtus (cuckoo wrasse), 1625 nucleotides. RefSeq lists its product as uncharacterized. Bases 81 to 1538 code for a protein of 485 amino acids. The transcript has 10 exons. Lineage: Eukaryota; Metazoa; Chordata; Actinopteri; Labriformes; Labridae. The record is from RefSeq and is a predicted model, not a curated record.